Messenger RNA from Portunus trituberculatus (swimming crab), 4544 nucleotides. It is a transcript of the gene Ublcp1, whose product is annotated as ubiquitin-like domain-containing CTD phosphatase 1. Lineage: Eukaryota; Metazoa; Arthropoda; Malacostraca; Decapoda; Portunidae. Gene Ontology annotation, molecular function: protein serine/threonine phosphatase activity; protein binding. The transcript is spliced from 6 exons. Gene Ontology annotation, cellular component: nucleus. The record is from RefSeq and is a predicted model, not a curated record. Gene Ontology annotation, biological process: protein dephosphorylation. Bases 1 to 945 code for a protein of 314 amino acids.
AUGAAGGUGACGGUGAAGUGGAGUGGGAAGGAGUAUGAAGUGGAGGUGGAGGAGGACACCAUGACGGUCAAGGAGUUCAAGGACGCCAUCGAGGGCCUGACAGGAGUGAUGCCACAUAGACAGAAGCUUCUCAACUUGAAGGUCAAAGGGAAAUACCCAGAUGAUGACACCAAGAUGGGAGCAGUUGGCCUUAAACCAGGCACCAAGAUCAUGAUGAUUGGCUCCCUGGAGAGCAGCGUUGCGGAAGCCCAGCGCAUCCCAGAAAACCUGCCGCCAGUCAUCAAUGACCUGGACAUUGAGGAGGAAGAGGUGGCCAUUGAGAAUAGAGCCGAGUACUUGCAGAAGGUUCAAAAGAGGGUCAAGGAGUACAAGGUGAAGCUUCUGAAUGACAUGCGGCCGGGGAAGAAGCUGCUGGUGCUGGACAUUGACUACACACUCUUUGACCAUCGCUCCACCGCAGAGACUGGAGCUGAGCUGAUGAGGCCGUACCUGCAUGAGUUCCUUACUUCAGCUUACAAGAAUUACGACAUAGCAAUCUGGUCAGCCACAAGCAUGAAGUGGAUUGUGGAGAAGAUGAAACUGCUUGGAGUGUCCAGCCAUCCUAAUUACAAGAUUGCCUUCUACCUUGACUCCCUGGCCAUGAUAACUGUCGAAACUCAGAAAUAUGGUGUCAUUGAGGUGAAGCCGCUGGGUGUGGUGUGGGGCAAGUAUAGGCACUACACACAGCAGAACACCAUCAUGUUUGAUGAUCUGCGCCGCAACUUCCUCAUGAAUCCACAGAAUGGCCUCAAGAUCCGAGCUUUCCGUCAGGCUCACGUGAACCGCCUGACGGAUCGGGAGCUGCUGCGUCUGGCUUCCUACCUGGAGGACAUCUCCAAGGUGGAAGACAUCUCAACCCUCAACCACAGCAAAUGGGAGCACUACCGCAAGGAGGGGUACAACUGACCCUGCCCUAGUCUGCUGCACAGGGCUGCAGCUUCCUUGCUCACCCCCCAGCUAAGCCCUGUACUGCUAGUCCGCUGCUGAUUGUGGUCACGUUUGUGUAGAUGCUGCUGUCAUCAUUGCCGCGAAGGCUGGAGGAUCUGUCUGGUUAUUUCCUUGUCAGUUAAAGUGACUGAUCUUCAUUAGAUCGGAUGGUGGUGGUAUUUCCACACUUGUGAAUGAUUUAGAGUAUUAGAGGUGUUAGUCCAGGGUUAUCUGUGUAGGGAGUCUGGGGGGAAGAUUGACUUUAAGGUGCCUUGCUUACAGUCUUUUAGUUGGUGGUGCUCCCCAGAGUCCCUUAAGAGGCUCAAUAAACCAUUUGAUGUGCACUGCUUGGUGGCAACUCGCCUGUGCGCUGCUCAAAAUUACCCAAGGGACAGCUUGCCUGUGGGGGCACAGCAGCUUGUGGCUACAGUCACACUAGUUGCUUCAAGUCAAUAAGCUUAAAAGUUCACCAUUCAUGGCAGACUCCUCACUUCUUAACAAAUAAGCCUGACCCUUUUAUUUUUUGUACAUUUUGUAAAGGCAAUACAGGUUGACCAUCAGUACUUCAGCAUCCUCAAUUCCAGAUGCAUCCACUUGUGGUUUUCCUUGACAUCUUUAAUACACAUGAUAAGCCAGUAUAGUGUGCCUGGCAUGCCAAAGAAAGUUUUUUUAGAUUAGAUUAAUCUGUUACUAGACAAAAUUUAGGUUAAAUAAAUAUCACUAAACAAUAAAUGAGAAACAUGGAAGCCAGACAAACUUGAUGCAUUCUGCUGCUUCUGCCACACUUUACAAAUUUCACACAGUUGUGUGUUUUGUACAUUUGCAUUUUGUGCCACAAUUAUCACAGCAUAUUUAAAGGAUACAAAAUAUAGGCAGAUGAAAAUAUAAUGGAUUGGAUGAUGCCAAAGUACUGAUGGUCAGCGAGCAUCUCAGAACAGACCCAUGGUAGAAUGCCUGAGGAAAGUAAGCUAAGAUUUCUUGCACCUUAAAGGAACAGAUUUAUUGAAAGUGUGAGGUAAGGUUUCGGAGUUUAAGGGCAGUGAGGGCAGCAGGUGUGGUGGUGGUGGUUGCUGGCACAGGUCUGCUGUUUGUCAAUAGGAGUGAUGAUGAUGUUAGGUGUGGGAAGCCAAGAUGUCUGUGUGCAUGUUUGUGCAUGAAUUUAUUUCUUCUGCAGAAUCUAAUAUUGCAUUGAUCAUUCUUAAUGAUUGGUUGAAUGAAUUCCAUCUCUCAGCUUGUCCCAUAGGAGUAAGGAUUAGCAGCCAGUGUCAUUCCUUCCCUCUCAAAGAAUACUCAAGUGUGAUGCUGAUCACCAACUCUUUUACUAAAGAGGAUAUAGAAUUUUUUGUGGUUCUGAGCAUAUUAUGUAUUUUUGUGGUGCUUCCUAUAGCUUCAGUUUGCUGCAGCCUGUUGCCCUGAAGACAUCAAGUCAUCUCUGAUGAACUCAAUCACGGUGGCUGGGCAGGUAGUGAGGAACGUCUGAAUUCCUGCUGUUAUCAGUCUUGUUUGGCAUCAAGUAGCAGCUGCAGUAGCAGGAGCUGCAGCAGCCACUGACACACUAAUACAUACUGGCACAGAAGUUUGUAUAGCAUUGUGUUAUUGGCUGUGUGUCUUGGGAUGGGUCAGGCUGAAGGAGAAUCCUUUUAGGUUCUUUGGACACUGGUAUUUAAUUUAUUAAUUAACUGAUUGAUGAUUGGUCUGUGUCUUGAUGAAAUGUCAGAAUAAAUCAGUUCUUCAGUACAUUUUGGUUAAAUUUAUGAAUUAUUAAGAUCACACAAUUGAGAGAUACAUUAUAAGUUUUUGUGAUGGUGUUAUGCAUGACAUGCAUGCAGUAGUGAGGAAUGAAGUGAAGUGAAAACUCCUUAGCCUUCAGAAUGUAAAGCAGUGUCCUGACUACAUGCAGGAAGGCAGUGGGCAGACGAAGGAAUGAGGCAGCAUGUGAUGGAUUGCCUGGUGGCUGGGUGCUUAGUAAUGGAUGCAACACUUCAUAAUUUGCUCUCACAGUGUGUUUGUUGAUAUGUUUCCAGUGUGUAGCUGGUACAACACUCCUCUAUAUGCAUGAAUCAGCCCAUUAUGUGUACUAAGAAAAGUAUGUAAGUGUUUUCUUUGCAGUAAGGAGAGAGGAGCAUGUUCUCGGAAUGUAUUGCUUUACAAUCACAUUGCAUAUGUACACCCACAAAUUCUCAUUUAUAUCAUUUGUAGUUGCCAUAAAUAGCACCUCAGAUCUGAAAUGUAUUUUCAGAAAUAUUCUUGUAUUCACAAUUCCUUCCUACUAGUUGAUGGAUUUUGAAAGAUGGUUUAGUGUGAGCCUGUCAUUCCUUCACCAUGACUGGGUUCUGAUAGGGCAUCUUGGAGCACACAUGGCCUUGGCAGGAACUGACAAUGCCACGGCUGCCCUGGUGUGUUAGACAAAGCUACCAUACUGACCUUACACCCAAGGUAGCUGUGUUAGGUGUGUCACCAGCCAGAUCUGGAUCAUCUAGACUAAUAUGCACUGCCUCACAUCAUGUUAAGGUUGUAUGUGUUGUGGGAAGCCUUAGGGCAGGUGUGGUGUGUGUUGUGUCAGGGUGUGUAUGAGGUAGUCUAAUGUCUUCCACCUGCCAACUGCAGAGUGCCCUUGGUAAGAAAAAAAAAGUGUGAUAUCUUUUCCCAAGUUUGUGGUGAAUACUCCUCCUCUUAGUGUUUGUACCUCAUGCAGGAGUUUGUCACAAUGAAUCAUCAAAGUGUUUGUGAAUUUCCAACAAUCUGCCUGUCCACUGUUUUGUGCUGAAUUAUGCAUAUUCCAGUUGAAUUUUUAAAUUAAGUAUUAUUCCACUCAUGAUAAAAUAUGUGAAAUAAAAUGUUAGAUAUAACAAUACAUAUUUAUCUUGGUUUUUCCAGUUUGGUCCGAGACAUUUUUGGCAGUGUAAAACUCCAGCAUGUUGGAUUCAUAACCAAAAUGUUGAUAUGUCACUGAUAAGGAAUAAAAUACUAGUAAGUAAUAUUAUCUUCACUCAAAAUGGUGAAUGUCAUUGGUGCCAUUGGUGCAUGAGUAUGUACUCAUUGCAGAUAUAUGUAAGUUAUCAACAGCACUCUAAAUAUCACAUCCCAAUACAAAUUUGAAUUUGUCUGCAGUAUGCAGGUGACCAGAAAGCCCCACACUAGGGGAAGGAUUAGUGAAUGACAAACUAAUGUCACUUGGCCAUGGCCAUCAAUGCAUCAAAAAUAUUUUUUCUCAAACAUUAAAACUCAUGUGAAUUUGAAUUUAAGCAUUUCAGAUUUGUGAAAUGCUUACUUGUUGCACAUCACCAACACUAAGCUGGUGGAGAGAGUGGCUAAGACUCUCCUGCUGUCCUGUGGCCUUGGUGCCCUGCAGGGAUGGCAACUUGGCCUUGGUUUCCUCUCACUGUAACACAAUCCCACUUCACAACAAAUGUUCACCAGGAGUUGCCACUACAAUGUGUAUAAUGUAUGUUGGGAUCAUUGCUCCAUUUCACACACACUAGUACAUUUCUUUUCUGAACCAUUCCAUUGUAUUCUAUUUCUGUAAAUGAAUGAAUCCAUCCAUCCACUUCAUCUGAUUAAAGCUACAGGAAAUUCAA